AUGGAACUUGUCAGCAACAGUCAGAGCGUCUCACAACAUCCCCAAAAGGGAGAUGACGGUCCCAAGACUCUUGAGGUUACUGAUGCCCAAAGUGUCGAAGCCGGCCAUCUGACCGAGACGAAAGUCAGCAAACUCUCGGUAUGGGUCACGCUCAGUUUCAUGUCAAUUGCUGUUGCCUCGGACUCCUACAACGCUUCAGUAAUUGGAAGCGUCUCACUCUUGUUUGAUGUCAUAUACCCAGAUGCCAUGACUUCAUCCAUGUACUCUCGACUCUCGAAUUCCUUCCUUAUCGGAAUGAUCCUUGGCAUGAUCCUCUUUGGUUUCAUCGCGGAUCACUAUGGCCGCAAGACUGGAGCUAUUGCCACCACUAUUAUCCUUACAGUUGGGAUGAUACUCAGCACCGCCGCUAGCGGAGCAACACAUACGGGGUUGCUGUGGAUGCUGGUUGUUGGGCGAGGUGUUACUGGAGUGGGCGCUGGAGGAGAAUACCCUGUCACCGGCGCUGGUGCCAUGGAAGCCACAGAUGAGGCCAGCGGAUUCCGCAAGCGACGAGGUUUCAUCUUUGCAAUUAUGAGUGAAGUCGCUGCCUCCCUCGGUUAUUGCUUUGGUGGUUUGGUUCCAAUGAUCUUACUACUCUGCGUCCGCGAGAAGCAGGAAAAGUACGAACUAGUCUGGAGGCUAUCCUUUGCUGCCGGUAUGCUGCCUCCUCUGAGCAUCUUCUACUUUCGCCUCAAGAUGGCCGUUUCCACGGCCUAUCGCAAAUCAGCUCUUCAGAGGCAGAAACAGCCUUACCUGCUGAUUGUAAAAAAGUACUGGCGAAGACUUUUGGCAGGUGGUUGGACAUGGUUUAUCUACAAUUGGAUCUCCAUUCCAUUUGGAGUUUUCAGUUCAACUAUUGUGUCUAGAGUCGAUCCGGGGAAUUCUCUGGUUACCUCUUUAGGUUGGGGAGUUCUGAUCAACUCAUUCUAUCUCCCUGGUCCAUUCCUCGGUGGGUGGCUAGCAGAUAAAAUCGGCAGAAAGCAGACCAUGACACUGGGCUUCCUUCUUCAGGCUGUUCUCGGUUUUAUCCUGGGAGGGGCAUAUCAAUCGAUAAUAAAGAUCUUCCCUUUGUUCAUCGUUAUGUACGGCAUCUUCUUGACGCUUGGAGAAGUCGGCCCUGGAAGUACCAUUGCUCUUGUUUCUGCCGAACCAUUUCCAACAUCGAUUCGUGGUCAAGCCAACGGGAUCAUUUCGGCAUGGGCCAAAGUUGGAGCAACACUGGGUACUCAAGUAUUUACAGCGGUCCUUAAUCGUUACACUGAUGACGUUGAUAAAGGUAAUCGGGUUGUCUUUCUCAUUGGCUCUGGUUUCGCGGUUGUCGGCGCAGCCGCAGCAUGGUUUAUGCUGGAAGAGACAAGUCGCAAUCUGGAUGACGAGGAUGAGAUAUGGAAGACAUAUCUUAGAGAUAACAAUUGGAGUGGAGAUUGGGGCGAUAAUGAGACUGUGGAGUCUGCUAGAGUGUUAAAGUAA
This is a messenger RNA of Fusarium subglutinans, 1509 nucleotides long. Its product is annotated as major facilitator superfamily transporter. Gene Ontology annotation, biological process: carboxylic acid transport; transmembrane transport. The transcript has 5 exons. Gene Ontology annotation, molecular function: carboxylic acid transmembrane transporter activity. The coding region runs from base 1 to 1509 and encodes 502 amino acids. Gene Ontology annotation, cellular component: plasma membrane. NCBI's taxonomy places the organism in Eukaryota, Fungi, Ascomycota, Sordariomycetes, Hypocreales, Nectriaceae. The record is from RefSeq and is a predicted model, not a curated record.